CUUUAAUCCGCAGAACCUGAAUAAAGUUACGGACGCAAAGAGCUGCUAUGGCGAAACGGAAGAGAGAGACCAAGUUGGCUGGGGAGCCGUCCGGAAAGGAGAACAAAGUAGCUGCCGCAGAGAUUUCGAAAACGGAAGCAUCUAACGGUCACUCUAAGAAACCUAAGGCCAACAACAAGCCAAAGACUGAGGUCGCAACAACAGCACCUCAAGAAGACGAUGUCGAAUCCAAUGUUUACAAGUUGGAUUCUGACACCGUUACCGUCCAAAUCAUCACGGGUUCCUACGAACGUGUUCUCCAUGGAUUUACUGCAGCCAUACCGCGCGACGUGAUCACCAGCCUAGGGCCGCAAAAGGACGGAUCUGAGAAGAAAGAAAGCCACAAAGUCGACUUUUCGGACACCUUCCUCUUCAACGCACACACCUCAGCUAUCCGAUGCCUGGCAUUAUCACCAAACAUCGACAAUCCGGAAGGAAACAACAAGAUUUUUCUAGCCUCCGGAAGCACAGAUCAACGCAUAAACCUCUACUCCAUUUCCACACGACCUCCUGCACCUGCCAAAAACAGGCCUAGGCUCCCAAAUCUCCACGGAAACUCCAUCGCCGAAAACCGCAGGAACAAAGAGCUCGGGUCUCUUCUCAAUCAUGAAGCAAGCAUUACGGGACUGUAUUUUCCUUCACGAAGCAAGCUCAUGAGCUCUGCUGAGGAUUGCCACUUGGCCAUCACUCGAACCCGCGAUUGGGUGCCUCUGACCACUAUCAAAGCGCCUAUUCCUGUGGUACAGGGCCGUCCAAGUGGAGACACAGCUGGGCCUGGAGAGGUCCCAUCCGGCAUCAAUGAUUUCUCUGUGCAUCCCAGUAUGAAGCUUAUGGUCAGCGUUAGCAAGGGCGAAAAAUGCAUGCGACUUUGGAACCUCCUGACUGGGAAAAAGGCCGGUGUGCUCACCUUCAGCAGGGAAAUUCUCAAUGCUGCAGGUGAAGGACGAUUCGGCACUGGUGAAGGUAGAAAGGUCGAGUGGGAUGCGGAUGGCGAAGAGUUCAUCGUUGCGUUCGAGCGUGGCGCUGUCGCUUUCGGAAUUGACUGUCAACCUACUGCAACCAUACUUCCCUCGCCCAGGACGAAGCUUCACCAGAUGAAAUACCUCCCAGGAAGUUCAUCCACAGUCGCCUUCUCAACAGAGGACGGAAGAAUCAUUUUCUACGACACGAAAUCGACCAGCGUAUCAGAAUCCGUAACCGAGGCGGCCAAGAAAGAGAGCAAAAUCGACGCAGGACCCGCCGCCUUCAUCGCUCAAAUAGGCGGACCUGCCGCCGGAAUCUCAGGACGUGUGAAGGACUUCGCCAUAUUCCCCUUCGCCAACCCAGACAAGGCUGGAAGCAAGCUAUACCUGAUUGUUGCUGCAAGCAGCGACGGCUCGGUUCGCCUAUGGACCGUCGCAGAGUCAGACCUGAAGGUCGAUGCUCAACCCGAACAGCAAGAGGGAAGCGCGGACAAGGGCUUCUCGGCGAAACAAGUCGGCCAGCUUGUGGGAACUUAUUCUACGGGCACGCGCAUUACUUGCUUGGCUUCGUUUGUCAUGACAGGUCAACCCGAGGAAGAUCUGGAGGAAGCUCCAGCUAAGACUGAGGCCGAUGAGAAGAGCGAAGAGUCCAGCAGUGCGGAGGAUAGCGAGUAGGCGAUCUCAAGGCCACGUUGUUAUCAAAAGCGUUCUUCCCGAUUUCGUCACACUUGCGACUGUUUGAAUACGACGUCGGAGCAUCUUGUGAUUGUAGUAAUUUUCUUAGUAUAGCAUCUAUGUUAGGAUACCAAGUUUAUUUUAAUGGCAUCGUAG
This is a messenger RNA of Aaosphaeria arxii CBS 175.79, 1832 nucleotides long. Its product is annotated as WD40 repeat-like protein. The record is from RefSeq and is a predicted model, not a curated record. The transcript has a single exon. Bases 48 to 1676 code for a protein of 542 amino acids. Lineage: Eukaryota; Fungi; Ascomycota; Dothideomycetes; Pleosporales. Gene Ontology annotation, molecular function: protein binding.